CAUGAAAAGCAUCUCAACUCUGUCAGUCGCUUUGGCAAUCUGUAGUCCUGGCACUGCAUUGAUCUGUAAAUCGACACCAGCGGACUUCGACUGGCCUCAACCGUGGGAAUGGAAUGCCUUGAACCACACAUUGGGAGGCGCUCUUCUUCAAACUCGCCCUGUUGCAUCUGCAUGCUACCCCAGCAAUNNCCCCCUCAACUCGACUCUAUCCUGCCGUGAGNNGGUAGAAGACGGGUGGAAUUCAACGUACUUCCAUGCUACCCUUCCUGAAUCAGUCGAUGCCACAAUCUGGACCAACAACUCGUGUGUCCCUCCUGGAGUUGACGGAUAUGUCGAAGGUAACCCUUGUACUCUUGGAGCAUAUCCAGCAUAUAUUGUGAAUGCAACCUCGGACCAGAUGAUUGCGUAUGCAAUGCGUUGGGCCUCGCGACGAAAUAUGCGCAUCAUUGUCAAAGGAACUGGUCACGACCUUGACGGCCGUCUAUCUAUCUGGACCCGAUAUCUUAAUCAUAUCGAGUUCGACUCCAAAUGGAACGGGUCUGAAGAUGUCGUCCCUUUUGGCAGUGGCCAACAAUGGGGCAACGUCUACGACGCAGCUGCGAAGCACGGCAAAGUCGUGAUCGGGGGUGCAGAUGGUAGUGUGGGCCUUGGAGGCCAUAUACAAGGUGGAGGUUACGGACCACGUUCUGCACAAUACGGUCUUGCGCCUGAUCAGGUUCUUCAGGUCAGUAUAGUGACCACAGAAGGAGAGAUGCUUGUCGCAAACGACACUGCUCAUCAAGAUCUCUUUUGGGCCGUUCGUGGUGGAGGAGGCGGCAGUUAUGGCGUGGUCACUGAAUAUGUACUCAAGACCUACCCAGCCCCUGCCAACACUGUAGCUGGAGUUCUGUCGAUUGGUGGUGGGAAGAACACUACUGGAAACGUUACUUGGGAUGCGUUUGCUAUUCUGCUCAACCACAUACCUGAUAUGAUGGAUCAAGGACUCUGGGGCAAUGUUAUCGCUUUUGGAAAAACACCAGGCGAAGUUUCCCUGACUGUCCAACUUUCGGCAUAUAACAGCACUGCGUCUGAAGUUACUUCUUUGGUCGAACCUGUCAUCGCAGCAAUAAAUGCCAUGACUGGCAGCGGUAACUCUAGCCUCUCGUUGCAGUGGAGCGAACCUACGGUUACUCCUUUCGAUCGCAACAGUAGCUCCAGAACAGCUUCAGACACUGCGGGAUCUGGUGGUCUCGAGACUAGUCGUCUGCUUGGCCGGGCACAACUUUCGCAUCCCUGUGAGCAGGUGUCGUCCUACUUGCGUCGCAUCAUGUGGACCGAGCCCGGCUCCGGCAGUGCCAUGCUCAUCCUGGGUCUUAUGGCGGGCCCUGGCGUCCAGAACACUCCUCUCGAACGUCAAGGAGCAGUCAACCCAACCUGGCGCAACGCCUACGUCCACGCUAUUUCCGGCUCUGCUCCCGCCUCGAACGACAAAGCGACUCCAGUGCAAGCCAUCAAACAAGAUGCCGAUUGGUACGAGAUCCAUAGAGAAGCCGUGUGGCGCGAAUGGGCACCAAACAUGGGAGCUUAUAUGAACGAAGCGAACCCUUACAACUCAAACUGGAAGCACGACUUCUUCGGCGUCAACUACGAUAGACUCGCUGCUAUCAAGAAGAAGUACGAUCCUACAGAGUCUCUGUAUGCUUUGUCGAGAGUAGGGGCUGAGUGGUGGAAUUACGACUUGCAAAGUGGCAGGCUGUGCAGAGUCGAG
Molecule: messenger RNA, 1747 nt
Organism: Aureobasidium musti
Lineage: Eukaryota; Fungi; Ascomycota; Dothideomycetes; Dothideales; Saccotheciaceae
Source: the annotation of a GenBank genome assembly